This is a messenger RNA of Limanda limanda (common dab), 4956 nucleotides long. Its product is annotated as unconventional myosin-Vb. Gene Ontology annotation, biological process: actin filament organization; vesicle transport along actin filament. Bases 1 to 4956 code for a protein of 1651 amino acids. Gene Ontology annotation, cellular component: myosin complex; actin cytoskeleton; cytoplasm. Gene Ontology annotation, molecular function: ATP binding; actin filament binding; microfilament motor activity. Lineage: Eukaryota; Metazoa; Chordata; Actinopteri; Pleuronectiformes; Pleuronectidae. The record is from RefSeq and is a predicted model, not a curated record. The transcript is spliced from 35 exons.
AUGGCAACACUGGAGCUUUACAGUAAGGGGGCUGGUGUGUGGAUUCCUGAUCCGGAUGAAGUCUGGGUUUCAGCCCAACUCCUCCAGGACUACACUCCUGGAGAGAAACAUCUGCUGCUGCAGCUCUCUAAUGGAAAGGAGAUGCAUUACCCAGUGGGCUCUCCUGCUGAUCUCCCACUGUUGGGGAACCCCGACAUCCUGGAAGGGGAAAACGAUCUCACGGCUCUCAGCUUCCUCCAUGAGCCGGCUGUCCUGCACAACCUGCGGGUUCGAUUCCUGGACUACAACAGCAUCUACACGUACUGUGGUAUCGUUUUAGUGGCCAUUAAUCCCUAUGACCAGCUCCACAUCUACGGAGAGGAGGUGAUCGAUGCUUACAGUGGUCAGGACAUGGCCGACAUCGAACCUCACAUCUUUUCAGUGGCAGAGGAGGCCUACCGCACCAUGACCAGGGAGGAGAAAAACCAGUCGAUCAUCAUCAGUGGGGAGUCAGGAUCAGGAAAAACUGUCUCAGCCAAAUUCACCAUGAGAUACUUUGCUGUGGUCGGAGGAGCAGCCAAGCAGACCAGUGUGGAGGAGAGAGUCUUGGCUUCUAACCCUAUCAUGGAGUCCAUUGGAAAUGCUAAAACCACUCGAAAUGACAACAGCAGUCGUUUUGGGAAAUACAUCGAGAUCGGCUUUGGUAGAAAGGGAGACAUCAUCGGUGCUAAAAUGAGGACGUAUCUACUGGAGAAGUCACGGGUCGUCUUCCAGGCUUCUUCAGAGAGGAACUACCACAUCUUCUACCAGCUGUGUGCCUCCAGAGAGCUGCCUGAAAUGAGGUCCCUCAAACUGGAUGCACCCGAGAAUUUCCGCUACACCAAUCAGGGAGGAGAGAUGCAGAUUCCUGGUGCUGAUGAUGUGUUAGACCUGGAGCGCACUCGAAAUGCUUUCACCAUCCUGGGUGUUCAGCCUGACCAGCAGAUGGAGCUCUUCAGGAUCCUCUCAGCUAUUCUACACCUGGGAAAUGCCAAGAUCCAAGCCAGUGGGAGAAGUUCUGAUAAGAGUUAUAUUGAUGCAGAUGACCGCUCCCUGGCCGUCUUCUCCCAGCUUCUUGGAGUUGAGGGACCUCAGAUGGCUCACUGGCUGUGUCAUCGCAGGCUGGCUGUAGGGGGAGAGAUGCUGGUCAAGCCGAGGUCCGGGCAGCAGGCCACAGAGGCCAGAGAUGCUCUGGCUAAACACAUCUACGGCCAGUUGUUCACAUGGACCGUCCAGAGACUUAACUCAGCCCUGCGCUCCCAGAGGGGACAGACCAGAUCCUUCAUAGGGGUCCUAGAUAUCUAUGGGUUUGAGACCUUUGAUCGGAACAGUUUUGAGCAGUUCUGUAUAAAUUAUGCAAACGAGAAGCUCCAGCAGCAGUUCAACAGGCACGUGUUUCACUUGGAGCAGGAGGAGUAUGUCCGGGAGGAGCUGGCCUGGAGCAAGAUUGAAUUCAGUGACAAUCAGCAGUGCAUCAACCUCGUCGAGGGACAACUGGGCCUGUUUGAUCUGUUAGAUGAGGAGUGCAGGAUGCCUAAAGGCUCAGACGAGAGCUGGGUACGGAAGCUGUACGACCAGCACCUGAGCAGCAAGCCCCACCCUCACUUCCAGAAACCUCGCAUGUCAAACAGCGCCUUCAUCGUUCUGCACUUUGCUGACCUGGUGCAGUAUGAAUGUGAAGGAUUUCUAAACAAGAAUCGAGACACAGUCUAUGAGGAGCUUGUUAAUAUCAUGAAAGCGAGUCAGUCUGAGCUUGUGGCCGAGUUGUUCCAGCAGCAGGAGAACGUGCCCUCUGUGGCCAAUGGGAGUGUUCGCUCAGGGAAAAGAGCGACCAGAGAGCACAGGCUGACGGUGGGCUUCCAGUUCCGUCAGUCCCUACAGAUGCUGAUGGACACCCUCAACAGCACCACCCCUCACUACGUCCGCUGCAUCAAACCCAACGACCUCAAAGAGCCGUUCAUGUUUGACCCCAAGAGGACAGUGCAACAGCUGAGAGCCUGUGGGGUGCUGGAGACCAUUCGUAUCAGUGCUGCAGGUUUUCCAUCCAGGUGGACGUACGAGGAGUUCUUCAGCAGGUACCGUGUCCUUCUGCGAGGGCCUCAGAGUCUGGAGCAGGCGCAGGCCUCGUGUCAACGGACUCUGCCUCAGAUCAUCUCAGACCCGGACCAGUACUGCUUCGGAAAGACCAAGGUGUUUUUCAGGGCCGGUCAGGUGGCUCUCCUGGAGAGGCUGAGGGCCGAGAGGCUGCGUGAGGCUGCUGUGGUCAUCCAGAGCCGGGUCAGAGGAUGGCUGUCCCGGAUCAGAUUCACCAGGGUCCUCUGGGCCACUGUCACCAUACAGAGAUACAGCAGAGGAGCUCUGGCCAGACGACUGGCCCUGACCCUGCGCUACACCAAGGCUGCCUUAGUGAUCCAGAAGAUGUACCGCAUGGUGGUGGUCCGACAGCUGUUCCUCAUGAUCCGCCAAGCCACUAUCACCAUCCAGGCCUUCACCAGGGGCACACUGGCACGCCGCACAUACAGACAGUUGGUUGCAGAACGGGCCACUGUGUUGCUUCAGGCGAGAGUGCGUGGGUGGUUGGCGAGGCGGGCGUACAGGCGAGUGCGUGCGGCGGUGGUGUUCAUGCAGUGCUGCGUGCGCCGCAGGGCCGCCAGGAGAAGGCUGCUGAAACUGAAGAGCGAGGCCCGAUCCGUGGAGAGGUACCGAGAGCUCAACACGGGCAUGGAGGUCAAAGUGAUGCAGCUGCAGCUACGAGCCGACCAGGAGGCCAGAGAGAGGGCUGCUCUGAAAGAGACCCUGCAUGCAGAGCGAGAGGCCGCCUCUGCUGAGCUGGAGGCUCUGAGGCUGAUCAUACAGAGACUGGAGAGCCAGAAACACGAGAGGCCUCCGCCCUGCUCAGACAUCAGUGAGAAGAAGGAAGAGAAGAGGAAGAGAGCUGAGGACAAAGCUGCUCAGGAGAUCCUGCAGCUCACACAAGAGUUGCAAACGCUGCAGAGAGAAAAAGAUGAUUUUAGCAAAGAGAGAGAAGAACUCUCUGCUCGAUUACUUGAACAAGAAAAAGCUAAAGAAGAGUGUGUCCAUCAGGCUGUGUCCCAGGCGAGUGCGGCUCUGAGGGUGGAGCUGGAUGAAGAGAGGAGAAAGUACCAGGGCCUCCUGAGAGAGUUCACCCGACUGGAGCAGAGAUACGAUAACCUCCGAGAGAUGAGUCUGCUCACUGAGCGCACCAGUGGCCACAGGAGGACAGACUCCACCCAGAGUCAGAGCUUUGAGCCUCCCUCACCCACCCUACUGUCACCCCAGUCCCUCACCCCUCUCCCCCUGUCACCCUUCCCGUUUGCCUUCCCCUCUCCUGAGGAGGUUCGCAGGGUCAGCGUGACGUCUCCCUGCCGGGAGAGGACACUCUCUGUGUGUAGCUCAGAAACAACAAUGGACUCGUUGAUGGAGAAGAUGGACGUGGCCAAGGACCCGGCUGUGAAGAUGAGAGGAGAGGACCUGGCACACGCCUACGACGCCGUACGAGUGGCCAACAAGUUCCUGGAGAGUCAGCUGCGUAACCAGCGCAGUCAGUGGGAGGAGGAGCUGGAGGCUCUGAGGAACCAAGCAUCCUCUGCUUCUUCCUCUGCAUCACAGCCACAGGAGCUGCAGGAGCUGCUGGAGGCCAGAGAGCAAGAGUGUGUCAGACUGAGGAGAGAGCUGAAGGAGCUGAGAAGCACCGUGUCACUCAGACGACUCCUCACUCAAGUUUUUCCAUCAGCUUUGACCGCGGAGAGCUCGUCGUGUCCGUUCCAACCGAAGCCGGCAGCAGUCUGUGGUCUGCUGGAGUGUAGGAAGAGAGACGAAGCAAAGCUCAUGAAGAACCUCAUCACAGACAUUCGUGUGGACACCGCCCUGUCUCUGCCUCCCGGUCUCCCUGCUAUCGUGCUUUCCCUGUGUGUCCGCCAGGCCGACUGCAGCAGGGACCAGACUCACGCUCGCUCGCUCUGUAGCGCUGCUGUCACUGCUGUGAAGGCAGCUCUGAAGAAACAUAACAACAAUAUAGAUGUGACAGCUCUGUGGCUGAAGAACGUUUGUGUGUUGCACGACCUGCUGACCCAGCACUCCCCAAAACAGACCCUUGAUUCAACUGAACUGGCUCCAAUGAUUCACGCCCUGAGCGACCUCUGCAUCCAGGCCUAUCAGCAGCUCCUCUCCAUCACUGAGACACGCCUGCAGAACAUCAUAGUCCCCGCCAUGCUGGAGUCUGAAACCAUCCCUGGUCUCUCUGGCUCAGCUGUGAAGUUGGGAGCAUCCAGGAAGCGAGCCGGCUCGGACCCCCGGACAGCAGCAGGUGUUGCUCCCACCAUAGCGUCGGUGCUGAGGGAGCUGGGAGCCCUUCACGCUGCCAUGACCCAUCAGGCUCUGCCCGCACCGCUGAUGGAACAGGCCUUUCACCAGCUCACCUACCUCAUCUCGGCCUCUGCUCUGAACAGCCUGCUGCUGCGGAAGGACGUGUGCUGCUGGAAUCGGGGCAUGCAAAUACGCUACAAUGUGAGCCUGUUGGAGGAGUGGCUGCGUAGCCGUAAUCUGCAGGCAGGGGGCGCUGUGGCCACGCUGGAGCCUCUGAUCCAGGCAGUUCAGCUUCUCCAGACUGGGAAAAAAACUGAGGCGGAGGCACAGGCCCUAGUUCAGACCUGCAGUGCACUGUCCAGCCAGCAGAUAGUGAAGAUUCUGACCCUCUACACUCCUCACAGUGACCUUGAAGAAAGAGUCUCACUGAAUUUCAUCCGUACUGUCCAGGGGCUUCUGAAAGGCCGCUCUGACUCCCAGCCUCCACAGCUCUUACUGGACGUGAGGCGAGUGUUUCCUGUCACUUUCCUCUACUCGCCUCCCACCGGGCUCCUCGCUGAGCAGUUAGUCAUCCCAGACGCCCUCAAGAUUUCCUUUCUACGCAGAGUCUAG